Molecule: messenger RNA, 1389 nt
Organism: Rhizophagus irregularis DAOM 181602=DAOM 197198
Lineage: Eukaryota; Fungi; Glomeromycota; Glomeromycetes; Glomerales; Glomeraceae
Source: RefSeq, a predicted model, not a curated record
AUGUCUUCAAAUUUUUUGGUAGAGUUAUCCAAUGAUUAUGAAAAACUUUUUGAAACUGAAAUAGGAUAUGACGUUGUUAUUUAUGCUGGAGAAGAACCGAAUGUUAAAGAAAUCCAUGCUCAUUCAAAUAUUUUAUGCAUUAGGUCUUUAUAUUUUCGUGCAGCAUUUUCUAAUGAAUGGGCUGAAAAAAAGGAUGGAAAAUUUAUUUUAAGGAAACCAAAUAUUUCGCCUUAUUUAUUUAAUAUUAUUCUCAGGUUUAUUUAUUGCGGAAACAUUGAAUUAAAAAAUUUGCAAGGACCAGAUGUAUUGAAAUUGUUGAUAGCUGUAGAUGAACUCAAUAUCCAACAAUUAGUUUCUCAUAUUCAAGAAUUUUUAAUUGAACAUCAAACUGAAUUUUUAUAUCAAAACCCAACUUGCAUUCUUGAAACUGUUUAUCAGCAUGAGACAUUUACAGAUUUAUGGAAUUUUUGUCUUGAAAAAAUUUGUAAAGAACCUAAAAUUUUAUUUGAUUCUGAUAAAUUUAUUAGUUUAAAAGCACCUUUAUUAGAAUUAUUAUUAAAAAGAGAUGAUUUAAAUAUGAAUGAAAUCGAAGUUUGGGAACGUUUACUGAGAUGGUGCUUGUUUCAACAAAAUAUGGAAAGUGAUCCAACCAAAUGGAGUACUGAUGACAUUAUAAAGAUUGAGAGAUCAUUACAUAAUUUUAUUCCAUUAAUUGGAUUUUAUGAUAUUGAACCUACAGAUUUCUUUUACAAAGUUUAUAUUUACAAAGAAAUCUUACCAAAAGAUUUAAUUCAUGAUCUUUUGGAAUUUCAUAUUGUUCCUAAUAUUAAACCUAAAACCAAUACAGCAUCUUCAAGAAGGCCUAAUCUUAAUUCAACUUUAAUUCAGUCAGAUCACAUUCCUUUAUUUGCUUCAUGGAUUGACAGAAAAGAUUCCUCCUAUAACAAAAAUGAAAUUCCUUAUGAAUUUAAAUUAUUAUAUCGCUCAAAUCGGGAUGGAUUUAGUGCUGAAUCAUUUCAUCAAAAUUGUGAUAAUAAAGGAGCCACUAUUUGGGUAGCAAAAAUUCAAGGUUCAACACAAUUAAUUGGAGGUUAUAAUCCACUUGAUUGGAAUGGAGAUGAUGAAUGGAAACCUACUAUAGAUAGUUUUAUGUUUAGUUUCACAGAUGGAAAAGAUAUUUCUACUGCAAAUUUAGGUUAUGUAACAAAACCAGAUUGUGCUAUUUAUUGUGCUAAUAGUCAAGGUCCACAUAUGGGUUAUUUUUAUUGUAAAGGCCAUAAUAUAUGGAAUACUUAUGGUGAUAAUAUUACUUUUUAUCCUAAUAUAGGUAUCCCAACUUCUGAUUUUUUAGUAGAUUGCUAUGAAGUAUUUCAAGUAAUUGAAAAAUAG